GGAAAAUGAGCACAUAAAUGAACACAAUUAAUUCUUUCGUAAUAUGGAUGUUAGAAUAAAGCAAAUCUUACUAUAAUGAUUUUACAGCAAUACUUAGAAUGUAGAUUUUUAUGAGAAACAAGAAAAGCAUUGAAUAAGAAAAUGCUAUGCUUAUUGAUAGAAACACAAUCAUGCUGGAGCAUAUAAUUUAGAUUAUAAAUUAAUUUUAAAUCAACAAUAGAUAUAAGCAGGCUUUCAUUGAAGGGAAAAGAAGAUUUAACUUAAUUGUCAAAAAUCAUGGUUUGAAUACGGAGGUGGAAUUAUUGACACUUGCAUUUAUGUUGGCUCGAAGAAACUAAGUCAUGCAGUUGUAAUAGUGGGUUAUGGAAAGGAUCAUUUUAAAGUCUAAAAUUCAUGGGGUUCAGGAUGGGGUGAAAAUGGAUUCUUUUAAGUUUAAAGAACCGGGGAAUCAGAAUGUUUGGAUAAAAUUAAGAAAAUUUCAUAUCUUAUAAUUGAAUGAUCCUAUUCAUAAAUUUAAAUUCAUUUUUCUAUAUUUCCUAAACUUUUCUAUAUAUUUUAUCCUCAAAUUUAAAAUACCAAUUUAAGAUUAAAUUAUAUUUAUUUAUCAAUAGUAUAUUUAUGAUUUUUUAAUAUCUUUAAAUAUUCUUAUUACCACAACAUAAAAAUUAUUAUGA
This is a messenger RNA of Paramecium sonneborni, 674 nucleotides long. The record is from the annotation of a GenBank genome assembly. Lineage: Eukaryota; Ciliophora; Oligohymenophorea; Peniculida; Parameciidae.